AUGUCAGGCCGGACCGGGAAGAAGAAAAUGUCCAAGCUGUCACGUUCAGCCAGGGCUGGUGUCAUCUUCCCAGUGGGGAGGUUGAUGCGUUACCUGAAGAAAGGGACAUUCAAGUACAGGAUCAGUGUGGGAGCCCCUGUCUACAUGGCAGCUGUCAUCGAGUAUCUGGCAGCGGAAAUCCUAGAAUUGGCCGGAAAUGCCGCAAGGGACAACAAGAAGGCCCGAAUAGCCCCAAGACACAUCCUACUGGCAGUUGCCAAUGAUGAGGAGCUCAACCAGCUGCUAAAAGGAGUGACCAUUGCCAGUGGAGGCGUCCUGCCCAGAAUUCACCCUGAACUGCUGGCCAAAAAGCGAGGGACCAAAGGCAAAUCGGAAACUAUCCUCUCCCCACCCCUAGAGAAAAGAGGAAGGAAGGCCACGUCAGGCAAGAAGGGAGGCAAGAAAUCCAAGGCGGCCAAGCCCCGGACGUCCAAAAAGUCCAAACCAAAGGACAGUGAUAAAGAAGGAACUUCAAAUUCCACCUCCGAAGAUGGACCGGGGGAUGGAUUCACCAUUCUGUCUUCUAAGAGCCUUGUUCUAGGACAGAAGCUAUCCUUAACCCAGAGUGACAUCAGCCAUAUUGGCUCCAUGAGAGUGGAGGGCAUUGUUCACCCAACCACAGCCGAAAUUGACCUCAAGGAAGACAUAGGUAAAGCCUUGGAAAAGGCUGGUGGAAAAGAGUUCUUAGAAACAGUAAAGGAACUUCGCAAAUCCCAAGGCCCUUUGGAAGUUGCUGAAGCCGCCGUCAGCCAAUCCAGCGGCCUUGCAGCCAAAUUUGUCAUCCACUGUCACAUCCCUCAAUGGGGCUCUGACAAAUGUGAAGAACAGCUUGAAGAAACCAUCAAAAACUGCCUGUCAGCAGCAGAAGACAAGAAACUCAAAAGAGUGGCAACGUAUCCCUUCCCUUCAUGCUUAAACUGCUUUCCCAAGCAGACCGCGGCCCAGGUGACCCUCAAAGCAAUCUCGGCCCACUUCGACGACUCGAGCGCAUCCUCGCUGAAGAACGUGUACUUCCUGCUCUUUGACAGCGAGAGCAUCGGCAUCUAUGUCCAGGAGAUGGCCAAGCUUGACACCAAGUAGCCGCUGUGCUUUCCACAGGAAUUGGAGGAGGAUUGGAAGAUCAGAGUCAC
This is a messenger RNA of Otolemur garnettii (small-eared galago), 1169 nucleotides long. Its product is annotated as core histone macro-H2A.2. Gene Ontology annotation, molecular function: protein heterodimerization activity; DNA binding; structural constituent of chromatin. NCBI's taxonomy places the organism in Eukaryota, Metazoa, Chordata, Mammalia, Primates, Galagidae. Gene Ontology annotation, cellular component: nucleosome. The transcript is spliced from 10 exons. Gene Ontology annotation, biological process: nucleosome assembly. Bases 1 to 1119 code for a protein of 372 amino acids. The record is from RefSeq and is a predicted model, not a curated record.